GCUCCUUGUCCUUUGUCCGCAAAGCACUCCCGCCCAUCCGACCGCCAUGUCUACACGCGUCGUCCCUCUCAAGCUCGCCAGACUCAUUUCUCUGUUUCUGGCGUUCGCGUUUGGCACCAUCGGUGGGUCCGUGGGAUUGAACGGGUUGAUCAAAUCCAACCAGUCCAAGUCCAGCCUGAGGAAAGUUCUGCCUGCGGGGAUUACUGUCGCCAUCGGUAUCAAUGAUGUCUACCAUUCCGGCGUCGUUCUCACGACCGUCUGCACCCUCAUCGCGGUUCUCUCCACCCUAUUCAUCCUCCUCACGCUCUGGUCCAGCACUCAACGCGCCGCCAGCGCGUCGGGAAAGCCAGAUCUCGCGACGCGGACGCUGCCCCUCCAGUCGAUCGUGCUCGGGUUCUGCAGUGUCUGGCUAUUCGCAACCAUCAUCCCUUUCACGGAUUUCUUCGCAAACCGUGCGGCGAAUAUUGCCGCGUUUCUAAAUGGCGUGCAGUUGCCCCCCGCCGCGGUCAGCGCGGCGCAGCAGUCGCUAGGGGCCACGUCGGUAUACCAUAAACUCUAUUAUUUGCGUCUGGUCGCUGUACUGCCAUGGUUCACAUUCCUCUUCUCUUCGAUCGCCGCGGCCGUGCUGUUUUUGGCCGCACGCCGUAGUAGGACCCUUACGGAGCAGCACCAGCCCGCGACAGACGUAUCCGAAAAACAACAAAUUGAGACGGAGGCUUAGAGCCACACAUUCAACGACGAUGUCACGCUAUUCUACGCCUUUCAUAACCUGUUUGUUAGAUGGUGAUGCAUAUACCGGGGCCCCUCUUCGAUUUGUCAAAUAUGUUCAUAAUGUUUUCACGCGAGUAGUAUCACGUCUUUCCACGAAGCUUCUCGUUUUUCUUCUUCUUCUCACUAUUGUCCUGUAUUGGCUUCGCUUAGCUCAAUCGAGUUUGUUGUUUUUCUUACCCUCU
This is a messenger RNA of Heterobasidion irregulare TC 32-1, 953 nucleotides long. RefSeq lists its product as uncharacterized. The transcript has 4 exons. Bases 47 to 721 code for a protein of 224 amino acids. The record is from RefSeq and is a predicted model, not a curated record. NCBI's taxonomy places the organism in Eukaryota, Fungi, Basidiomycota, Agaricomycetes, Russulales, Bondarzewiaceae.